AAACCAACUACGUUAAGAAUAAAUGCAAAACAUCCAUAAGCAAGAAUUUUCUGGAGCUCAGGACCCUCCAAGAGACACACCCACCUUAGGGAUCCAUGCACCCGGGCUAUGAGCUCGACUGCAGGUAGGGGGCGCCAGCAGGGCGCGCUGCGGGGGCCGAUGGGAGAUGUAGUCCAGAGCCAGGAAAGCCGCUGACCUACGUGGGGGUGAGAUGUUCCGGUUCUGCUCAAGCCCGAGACCUGCCUGGUCGUGGACCUCGCUCCCACGCGGACCCUACAACACCUGGCGCGCUCCGGAGCCCCUCACCUGCCGCCUCUUUGGAUCCAGAUGCCCCCGCUGCCGCGCCCACUCUAGCCUCGGGGCGCUUCCUCCUAGAAACCGGCGGAGUCGGGAGCCGGAAGAUGGCGCAGACGCACAAAGCACCGCCAAUGCUGCGUCCCGAUUGGACCAGCGCUGCAGUUGCUUCUGGGAAACGUAGUCUCUAGGCCCAAAGGUAGUAACCAAACCGCAAGGCGAGAUCUCGCGAUGUUUCUGGUGGGCGGGUCCGUGCGUGUGUCUGUGUGUGAGAGAAAGAGACCGUCUGGGAUGGGACGGGGUGCGCUGUGUCCACCGGCUGCUGCGUGAAGUUGUGUGUUGCGCUUGUUGUCCGCGCGUGGUCGUCUCUCCGACGGCAGUUCUGUUUUCUCUGGACAGUGCCCUUCUCCCAGAGAGGAGCCUGAGGAGGAGGACAGAAGAGCUGUUAUAAAUUCUUAAAUUCUUAAAGCCAUGUCCGAGGAUUUGGUGACCUUUGGGGAUGUGGCUGUGGAUUUCUCUCAGGAGGAGUGGGAAUGGCUGAGCCCUGCUCAGAGGCAUUUGUACAGGAAGGUGAUGCUGGAGAACUACAGGAGCCUGGUGUCACUGGGAGUUUCAGCUUCUAAGCCAGAUGUGAUCUCAUUAUUGGAACAAGGAAAAGAGCCCUGGAUGAUGAAGAAGGAGGGGACGAGAUGCGCACGUCCUGAUUGGGAAUAUGCAUCUAAAAACAAUGAAUUUUCAUCAAAGCAAGUUACAUAUGAAGAAUCAUCCAAAGUAGUGAUAAUGGCAAGAAGCCAUCUUAGUUAUAACCUUGACUGCUCCAGUUUGAGAGAAGACUGUACAAGUGAGGAUUGGUAUAAGAACCAGUUGAGAAGUCAGGAGGUGCAUCCUGGUCAACUGAUGAUCACUCAUAAAGAAAUCCUCAAUGGAGAGCAAAAUAAUGAAUAUACUAAAUCUUGGCAGACUUUCCAUCAGGGUGCAAUCUUUGACAUAAAGCAGAGUUUUCCUACCAAAGAAAGAAUACAUAAACAUGAGCCACAAAAGAGAAGGUACCAGAAAAAACCUGCUGAAAUGAAACGUAAGAAAGUUUAUGUAGAAAAGAAACUUUUGAAAUGUAAUGAAUGUGAGAAAGUUUUCAACCAGACCUCAUCUCUUACUCUUCAUCAGAGAAUUCAUACUGGAGAGAAACCCUAUGCAUGUGUUGAAUGUGGGAAAACCUUCAGCCAGAGUGCAAACCUAGCUCAGCAUAAGAGAAUACAUACCGGAGAGAAACCCUAUGAAUGUAAAGAGUGUCGGAAAGCCUUCAGCCAGAAUGCCCACCUUGCUCAACAUCAGAGAGUUCAUACUGGAGAGAAACCUUAUCAGUGUAAAGAAUGUAAAAAAGCCUUCAGCCAGAUUGCACACCUGACUCAACACCAGCGAGUUCAUACUGGAGAGAGACCUUUUGAAUGUAUUGAAUGUGGAAAGGCCUUUAGUAAUGGUUCGUUUCUUGCUCAGCAUCAGAGAAUUCACACCGGAGAGAAACCUUAUGUAUGCAGUGUCUGUGGGAAAGCCUUUAGCCAUCGUGGAUACCUGAUUGUACAUCAGAGAAUUCAUACUGGAGAGAGACCCUACGAAUGUAAGGAAUGUCGGAAAACCUUCAGCCAGUACGCACACCUUGCUCAACAUCAGAGAGUUCAUACUGGAGAGAAACCUUACGAAUGUAAAGUAUGUCGGAAAGCCUUCAGCCAGAUUGCUUACCUGGAUCAACACCAGAGGGUUCAUACUGGAGAGAAACCCUAUGAAUGUAUUGAAUGCGGGAAGGCCUUCAGCAACAGUUCAUCACUUGCACAACAUCAGAGGAGUCAUACUGGAGAGAAACCUUACAUGUGUAAGGAAUGUAGGAAAACAUUUAGCCAGAAUGCGGGCCUUGCACAACAUCAGCGAAUUCAUACUGGAGAGAAACCUUAUGAAUGUAACAUUUGUGGAAAAGCCUUCAGUUACAGUGGAUCCCUUACUCUACAUCAAAGAAUUCAUACUGGAGAGAGACCCUAUGAAUGUAAAGAUUGCAGGAAAUCUUUUAGGCAGAGAGCCCACCUUGCUCAUCAUGAGCGAAUACAUACAAUGGAGUCAUUCUUGACUCUUUCCUCUCCCUCACCCUCUAUGUCCAGUCAGUUGCCAAGACCUAUAGGUUUGAUCUCCUAAACAGGCCUUGACUCUAACUCCUUUAAUACGCUUCCAUUCUAUUAUGUUUGUCCAACACACAGAAAUCUAUUUGACAUGGACUAUGGAAAUAGCUUUCUAAUUGGUCUCCCUGUAGUUACCAUUUCCUGCUCGUUGUCCAUAUUGCAGUCAAACUUGUAUUUAAAAGUUUGAUCAUAUCACUUCUCCCUCAUUAAAACUUUUCAUUAGCAUCCCAUAGUUCUUAGGUCAAGGCACAUAUUCCUCAAAGUCGCCUAAAAGACACCUUCUCAUUGCCAAUACCUCGUUCCAGUCUGUGUUUCAAAGUCCCAUCUCAUGUCACUAUCCAUCUCAUUCUUUAGAUACUUAACCAAGAAAUCAAGAACUCACAGCCAGCAUCAAAUAGGUCUGGUUUUCAAUUCUUACUCUUCCAUUUUCUAGACCUCUAGUUUUGGACAGACAUUCUGUCAUUUCUAGGCUCAAUCUUCUUAUUUAUGUUACGGGAAUAAUAAUGGUACUACCUCAGAAGUUAACAAGAGGAUUAAGUGAGAUAAUGCAUGUAAUUUGCUCAGCAGAGUGCCUAGCAUAAUCAUUCAAUAAACAUUAAGGUAAUAGAUAAAAAGAUACUAUGUAUACAGAUAAGACCUGAUCAUCUCAGCAAUGAUUGAUAAAUAAAAACAACACCUCAAGACUCAA
Messenger RNA from Phacochoerus africanus (Common warthog), 3147 nucleotides. RefSeq names its product zinc finger protein 583 (gene ZNF583). Gene Ontology annotation, biological process: negative regulation of transcription by RNA polymerase II. Lineage: Eukaryota; Metazoa; Chordata; Mammalia; Artiodactyla; Suidae. The record is from RefSeq and is a predicted model, not a curated record. Gene Ontology annotation, molecular function: DNA-binding transcription activator activity, RNA polymerase II-specific; RNA polymerase II cis-regulatory region sequence-specific DNA binding; DNA-binding transcription repressor activity, RNA polymerase II-specific. The transcript is spliced from 5 exons. Bases 766 to 2475 code for a protein of 569 amino acids. Gene Ontology annotation, cellular component: nucleus.